CAGAGCUCUCAACUCACAAACAAACACACACACACAAAAAAGACUCUUCCUUUAUUCGAACAAAUCUCUUUUUAUUGUUUCUAAAUUGUGAGUAAUGAAUAACAACGAAGAGAUUAAUCUGGCGGAGAUGAGGCCUAAGAAACGAGCGGGGAGGACAGUGUUCAAGGAGACACGUCACCCUGUUUACAGAGGUAUACGUCGUAGGAACGGCGACAAAUGGGUCUGCGAAGUCCGCGAGCCUACUCACCAACGCCGCAUUUGGCUCGGCACUUAUCCCACCGCCGAUAUGGCUGCCCGUGCUCACGACGUCGCUGUUUUGUCCCUCCGCGGCAGAUCCGCCUGUUUGAACUUCGCCGACUCUGCUUGGCGCCUACCCGUACCUGAGUCCAACGAUCCGGACGUCAUAAGAAGAGUCGCCGCGGAAGCCGCCGAGAUGUUUAGGCCCGCGGAGUUCGGCGGUGGGAUUACCGUUUUGCCCUUUUCUGGAGAUGAUGCAGACAUGGGUUCUGGUUCGGGAUCGGGAUCGGGUUCGGAGGAGAUGUAUUCUCCGUCGUAUGGAUACGGGGACUACGAAGAAGUGUCGACGACGAUGAUGAGGCUAGCUGAGGAGCCGUUAAUGUCGCCGCCGCGGUCGUAUAUGGAAGACAUGACUCCUAAUGUUUACAUGGAAGAAGAGACGUGUUAUGAAGAUAUGUCACUCUGGAGUUACAACUACUAAAAAUAUUUGAAAGUUUUAACAUUGUUAAAAGUUAAAAAGAGUUGUGUAAGUAAAAAGUGAAAAAGAGUUGUGUGAGAUUUUUAGCUGAGACUACUGAGAGGCGUUUAGAUCCUCUGAUGGAGUUAGAAGGUUCCUUGACGGGUAUAAAUUUUGUAAUAUUCUUGGAAUCCUUUUCUUCUUUAUAAAUUGAUUGGGCUUUUUGUGAA
Molecule: messenger RNA, 924 nt
Organism: Capsella rubella
Lineage: Eukaryota; Viridiplantae; Streptophyta; Magnoliopsida; Brassicales; Brassicaceae
Product: dehydration-responsive element-binding protein 1F
Exons: 1
Coding region: 95-718 (207 amino acids)
Biological process (GO): regulation of DNA-templated transcription
Molecular function (GO): DNA binding; DNA-binding transcription factor activity
Source: RefSeq, a predicted model, not a curated record